Messenger RNA from Rhipicephalus sanguineus (brown dog tick), 2064 nucleotides. Its product is annotated as medium-chain acyl-CoA ligase ACSF2, mitochondrial. The coding region runs from base 16 to 1989 and encodes 657 amino acids. The record is from RefSeq and is a predicted model, not a curated record. The transcript has 16 exons. Gene Ontology annotation, molecular function: medium-chain fatty acid-CoA ligase activity. Lineage: Eukaryota; Metazoa; Arthropoda; Arachnida; Ixodida; Ixodidae. Gene Ontology annotation, biological process: fatty acid metabolic process.
CCUCUCUGCGCAGCCAUGGGAACAAGGGCGCCUCGCCCGAUGCCUCACCGCGUGUUUUGCUCAGCUGAUCGCAUUAACCCAGCAGCGACCGAGCGGGCCGGUAGUUGUCACGGAGCCAUCGAGGGUGUGCGCGGUGGCUCUAAAAACAGCCUUGGGGAAGCGGCGUGGCUUUCGUCGAAAGGACGGCACACGGAAAUGGCUCAAGCUUGCAAGCAAGCGAAGACGCUGCGGGCAGCUUUCGAAGCGAGACAACUCUUAUGCCGCCUCAUUCACAAGCGAGCCGCGGAUUACAAGAAUGCGUUCGCCGGCGGUCAAAGGCGAUCGCUCGCUGGCGUCAGCUACCACCACAACCCGGGCAAGCAGCCGUUGCUUCCUCUUACGAUCGGCGAUGUAGUCGACCGGGCGGCGGACCAGCACGGAGACAAUGUGGCCAUCGUGUCGUGUCACCAGUCCAUCAGGAAGACCUACUCGGAGUACAAGACAGACAUUGACCGACUAGCCGCAGCCCUCGUGUCUCUUAGGCUCCGCGUCGGCUCCAAGAUCGCCAUUAUUGCACCCAACAUGUACGAAUGGGCAGUCGUGCAAUUCGCCACUGCUAAGGCCGGCUUGGUCCUGGUGAACAUUAACACUGCCUACCAGGUUCCUGAGCUCGAAUACGCCCUGCAUAAGACAGGUUGCGAGGCCGUAAUUUUUUCCGCACAAUUCGCAAGGCAAGAUUACUACAAGAUGCUUCUACAAAUAGCCCCUGAGCUGGAAUCUUCGACGCCUGGAGAUCUGAAAAGCUCAAAAUUGCCCGAUCUUAAGCACGUCAUCUGCAUUAGCGACGAAAGGAAAGCGGGUACAGUGACGUACGCUGACCUCAUGGAGUCCGUAACCAAUCAACACCUCAAGGACAUGCACGCAGUCGCAUCUGGACUGCAGUUCGACGAUCCCAUUAACCUUCAAUUCACAUCUGGCACGACGGGUAAGCCUAAGGCGGCGCAGUUGUCUCACUUCAAUGUCGUUAACAACGGCUACUUGACGGGCGAGGUAUUGGAGUUGGACAAUCAGAUUAUCUGCUUGAACGUGCCCCUCAUUCACUGUUUCGGAUGCGUCGGUGGAACUAUGGCGGCGACGCAUUUUGGGGCCACCAUCGCGCUUCCAGCUCCAGGAUUCAAGGCGGAAGCAGCACUGAAUUGCAUCCAAAAUGAGAAGUGCACUCAUAUCUACGGAACACCCACCAUGCAUAUAGACAUUUUACACCAUUUGCAAAAUGGCCAGUAUGACGUCUCGUCCGUGAAGAGAGCUGUCAUGGCCGGAUCACCAUGCCCACCGGAGGUUAUUAAGAGGGUGAUGACCGAACUCAACGCUCAGCGAUUCUUCAUUCUGUACGGCACCACUGAGACGAGCCCUGUGAUUACGGCAACGACCCCAGAUGAUCCGCUGGAUAAAUGGAUACAUUCCGUUGGCAAGGCUGUGCAACAUACUGAGGUGAAAAUUGUCGACAAAGAAAAUAAGAUCGUGCCUACAGGCCAGAGAGGUGAGCUUUGCGCUCGAGGCUACUUGGUCUUCAUGGGUUACUUCGACGACGAAGAAAACACUCGCAAAGCUGUCCGCAACGGCUGGUACCACACUGGGGAUGAAGCCGUGAUGGCUGAAGAUGGUAGAAUAUCCAUAAUGGGUCGCAUAAAGGAUAUGAUAAUCCGCGGAGGCGAGAACCUCUACCCUCAGGAGAUUGAAGACUUCCUCUACACGCAUCCAGCGAUCCAAGAAGUACAAGUCGUUGGAGUUCCUGACAAAAGAAUGGGCGAGGAAGCCUGCGCUUGGAUCAUAUUGAAGCCAGGGUGCAGCGCGACCGAAGAAGACAUAAAAAGUUUCUGCAAAGGAAAAUUGAGUCAUUUCAAGAUUCCAAGGUACAUCUUUUUCGUCGACACAUUCCCGAAGACGCUGUCCGGAAAAGUGCAAAAGUUCGCCAUACGAGAGAAAACCUGCCAGAUGCUCAACUUAUGAUCCACAUCGCCUAGGUCUCAUAGCAUUUUUUUUAUAUUGUACAGUUUUUUAUUAGGAUUUCACCCGUGUAUUUUU